AUGAUGGCUGCGCCGAAUCGUCCUACCGCUAGAUGCCCUCCCUCCCGGCAGGUCCGAGGAACGAGGCUUAAUACAAUAAUCGAGGAUUCGCGCGAGACGCAAUUUUCAGACAAGCCUGGACAUAGCCCAACCGAUAAUCGCCAAAGGAGUCCGGCACCGCAAUUGAAACUGAGGACCGCUGGUCUGUCGUCACAGGCGGCUCCACGCCAACGGUUCCUGUCACCGCUCUCUGCAAGUUCGGUCUCAUGUUGCUCAGAUGAAGAUUGGCAAGAGCAAAUGAACAAAUUUGAUGAUCUCUAUGAUGCCACGGACGACGACUCGGAUUUCAGUGAUGAGUGCGCGUCGUAUUCUAGCACUCGGCCUACGAGCAUGACAACACCAACGACAGCGAGGGAUUCGGUGGGAUCUCAAGGCUCCCGAAGACGGUAUCCAUCUAUUGAUAUUCCUUCAUCGAAUCUAUGGCCAUCACUCAACGGUGCUCCGAAGAGCUCGCCAGUUCCACCGACCCCCCCGCAAAAGAUUCCCGUUUCGCCAGCCGCCCUCUCGCUGCUUUCACGCUCAGUGCCGGCAAUGCACGCAACGCCGUCGCUAGAUGGUAGUGUGUCGUCAGACCAAGUAUCUAACCUUAGCACUCCAUCCACUCCGUCCUUACAGUCUCUCCCAGACACCGACUGGAACUCGCGUGGGAUUCACCUUCUUCCAGAUCUCGAGGCAGACGUGCAUCACUCAGAUCUUGACAACUCAGAGGCUCGUGAAGAGGUACCGCGCAUUGAGGUACCAAUCGAAAGUGUUGACGACGAUUGGCGGCGAUUUAUUGGAGACUUCCCACAGAUAACCGGUCAAACCACACCCACUGCAGGUUACUUUGCAGAAGCUGAACCUCCGCGGGAGGAUACACCUUCCGAUCGAGGGGUUGCUCUUCCCGAGGGCGCUCUCGCGACACUACAGUUUAUUCCUCUGGAGGGAACGCCAGAACCAUGGUCCGAGACUUCUGAUAACGAGGAGAUGUCGGAGAUCCCACUAGCCCCUCGGAGACGCUCACUUGAUGAUGAUACUCCAGUUUCACAGCUGUCAGAGUACAGCUUUACUGGUCUUGACAUCCCAUCACCUGGAGGGUUCUUUGACUCGCUGGGUCCUCGAGCUCGUCACACCUGGUCUCUACCAAAGCUCAGCCAAGCACCCACAUCGGCCACAGCCGAGACGUUCUACAAUAUUCCAUUUUCGCGGGGCCAAGGAGAGAUCGUCGAGCAAGUUGUCAAUCUUCCGGAUAGGUCGAACGAUGAGCAAUUGACUGCAGUAUACGCGCCACCAACUGCGGUCAGAAUCCCAGAGAGCCCUGCGCAUCCACCAACCGAGGGCUCAGUAAGCCCUAUCAGCGAAGGGGUUCAUGAGAUUUCGAGACCCGCUACCACGUAUGAUCCAGAUGAACAGGAUGAGAAUUAUGCCGCGGAACUGCAAAAGAAGGCAAUGUCAAGCUUGGAUAGAACCAGCGUUUGGCUGGCGGCCCAGGCCUCGUAUCUUUCAGCUCUCAGCGAAACGAACCCAGUGAACAGUAUUGAGGAAGAAGACGACCGGGUUUCCGAUGUUGACGAGCAGAGUAGUCAAAAGGCUUCUUCGCCCCAGCUUAGGCGGAAGAGUUCUGUACACUUGAACUCCCAGCCGUUACCGGAACCUCCCAGCUCUCUUCCUGCUAUCCAUGCCAGCAAGGAUUCGAUCUACUGGCGCGGUUUUAAGUUUUUGUUGGAACAGUCUCAACGUCGAGAUACCUUCGUGCACCGCGCGACUCGGUUUGAUGCUAUGCAAUCUACCCGCCAGGGUCUGUCCGGUGUGCACAGCAAGUGCCUUCGUGGAAGCUACGAACUGAUUCUUCCUGAGCGACCAUCGUACAGCGGGCCGUUCUCGCAGUCUCCCCGCAAAUCUGUCCUGGGUUCAGUCCUGCAAGAGAAAGCCCAAUUCUCCAUGAUUGAGAAGGAACAAUUAGUUCUUUUGCAAUUAAGCCAACCGAUGUGGGCCAUGGAGGCCUUAAGGUUUUUGAAUGCUGGCAGGCUUGUUGCCAGCCCUGCUCAAAAGCGUCUUUCGCGGAGUACUGCCGGCACAGCCGCUCGAAAGAAUCCCAAGCGCCGUCAGGUUAGGGUUCUUGAUCUAGGUGGCCAUGCUACGGCGGAGUGGGCUUGGCAACUUGCACACGAGUAUCCUGAUGUCAAGAUUUAUACAGUGUAUACUGGGUACCAGCAAGUCAACAAGGCCAUCAAGGGUCCUGUAAACCAUCGCUAUAUCCAAGUGUCUCAGCUAUGGAAGCUUCCGUUCUCUGACAACAAGUUCGACGUGAUCUCGGCUCGCUCCCUGCCCGCUUUCCUUAAAACCGAACCCCCGGCGGGAGAAAGCUUAGACGAGUAUGAUCUUUGUCUUAAGGAGUGCUAUCGCUGCCUCAAGCCUGGAGGCUACUUGGAAUACCUCGUCAUGGACGCUGAGGUCUCCCGCGCGGGUCCUUAUGCCUCUGCGACAUCCAUUGAGUUCGCCUUCAACCUCAAGAUUCGAGGGUAUGACCCGAUGCCCACCAAGAACUUCACUGGCCGUCUACGGAAGCAAGACUUCGUAAACAUCAAGCGAGGCUGGAUGUAUCUUCCCAUGGGUACCGAACCACGGAAGCCUCAAGCCCCAAGAGAGACUCCUGACCCAAGGGUUAAGAGCGUGAUCGAGGACACGGAAGCCGUCCAAGGGCCAUUGGGAAGCACAGUUGAUAUCGCGCCAAUCACUGGAUUACUCGGCGGGUGGGUAUGGGAACAGUGGCUUCUGAAACUGCAAGUUGAGAUGGGUCGCGAUGACACAAAGUUGCUCGAAGGUAUUGGAAGUGUAUUUGAUGAGGGCCGCAAGAAUGGCUCCGGCUGGACAUGCUUGUCCGGCUGGGCUAUGAAGCCCUUGCCUAACCACAGGCGUUGA
Messenger RNA from Aspergillus puulaauensis, 2940 nucleotides. RefSeq lists its product as uncharacterized. The coding region runs from base 1 to 2940 and encodes 979 amino acids. Gene Ontology annotation, molecular function: S-adenosylmethionine-dependent methyltransferase activity. The transcript has a single exon. The record is from RefSeq and is a predicted model, not a curated record. Lineage: Eukaryota; Fungi; Ascomycota; Eurotiomycetes; Eurotiales; Aspergillaceae.